Messenger RNA from Talaromyces amestolkiae, 1491 nucleotides. RefSeq lists its product as uncharacterized. The coding region runs from base 1 to 1491 and encodes 496 amino acids. The record is from RefSeq and is a predicted model, not a curated record. Gene Ontology annotation, molecular function: transmembrane transporter activity. Gene Ontology annotation, biological process: transmembrane transport. NCBI's taxonomy places the organism in Eukaryota, Fungi, Ascomycota, Eurotiomycetes, Eurotiales, Trichocomaceae. The transcript has a single exon. Gene Ontology annotation, cellular component: membrane.
AUGACAGCCAUCAUCGAAGAAAAAGUCACCACUGGUACUGAUAACGGCUUCAGCACUCCAUCUGACCCAGAACAAGUCGUAGCAGCCGAUAAUGAUCAUGAGAGCAUCACGGAGAAAGAAAAAGCUCUCCUCCAACGCAAACUCGACUGGGUCAUCCUCCCACCCAUCACCUUGUUAUUCUUCCUCUCGUUUCUCGACCGCUCCAACAUCGGCAACGCAAAACUCGACAAUCUCACCACCGAUCUUAAUAUGACCGGCGAACAAUACCUCGUCACUCUGUCCGUCUUCUUCAUCGGAUACAGCGCAUUCGAAAUCCCAUCAAAUAUCGCGCUGAAACUGACUUCGCCGCGGAUAUGGUUGCCGUCGCUGAUGCUGGUAUGGGGAGUCGUCGCUACGCUGAUGGCAUUGUCGACCAGUUUCGGCGGCCUGCUGGCUGCGAGAUUCUUCCUGGGUGCGACGGAGGCCGGGGUGUUCCCGGGUGCGAUCUUUUACCUUUCCAUGUGGUACGGGCGAAAAGCGCUGGUGCGCCGGGUAACGCUCUUCUUUACCUCUACUUCCCUCGCCGGCGCAUUUGGCGGAAUCCUCGCUUAUGGGAUAGGACACAUGAGCGGCGUUGCGGGCAAGCAUGGGUGGUUCUGGAUCUUUGCCAUUGAGGGUAUUGCAACGGUGCUGAUUGCGGGGAUCUGUUUUUUCCUUAUCCAGGAUUUUCCGGCACAGGCAAAAUUCCUUUCGCAGCGAGAACGCAAGACUCUAAAUGCAUUGCUAUUUGAGGACAACGACGCGCUCCGCGACGAGCCUUGGUCAUGGGCAGAAGUCCGCCGAACAUUUCGUGAUGUCAAGGUUUGGCUAUACAUGAUUGCAUGGAUGGGUCAGGCAUUACCACUUUAUACCGUGACAUUGUUCCUGCCAACCAUAAUCAAGAAUAUGGGGUAUUCCGCUGCUAAUGCACAGUUAUUGACUGUUCCGCCUUACGCAUUCGCAACAAUCAUCUCGAUCUGUAUCGCGCUCCUGUCUGAAAAGUACCAGACCCGUGCUCCAUUCAUCGUUGGGAGUUGCAUCGCCUCAAUUAUCGGCUACAUCCUCCUUUUGAGCGACGCCCGAGUCGGCGUUCAGUAUCUAGGCACUUUCUUUGUAUGCGCAGGUAUUUUCCCGUCUGCAGCCUUGAUAUUCACAUGGAUUGCAUCAAAUGUUUCGGGGCAGGUCAAGAGAUGCGUCGCUGCAGCUAUACAGAUCUCAUUUGGUGAUAUCGGUGCUGUUGUGGGCUGUCAAUUGUAUCGUCCCGAUGAGUUGCCACGCUAUCCCUUAGGUCAUGGUAUGGCCUUAGGCUUUGUGGUGGGCACGCUGGUCACUACUCUGCUGUUGUGGCAUUUGUUAGUGAGGGAAAAUCGGAGACGUGAUGAGAUUACUGGUGGGCCACCGAAGGAUAAUUCGUUUUUGCACAAUGCAGAUUUUGAGGGCGAUGAUGAUGUUCGGUGGAGGUUUAUAGCAUAG